Messenger RNA from Entrophospora sp. SA101, 192 nucleotides. Lineage: Eukaryota; Fungi; Glomeromycota; Glomeromycetes; Entrophosporales; Entrophosporaceae. The record is from the annotation of a GenBank genome assembly.
AUGCCAUUCCUAAAUUAUAAUAUGUCAUACAAUGAUACUUCCACUUCUUCAAUUACUUCAAGUCCUCAACUUUCAUAUGAUAAUAUUUCAUCUGGUGUUUCAUGUGAAGGAUCACCUCGAAGUGAGACUACAUCUUAUCUAGAAUUGUGUCCCUCUGGACAUGAUGGAUCUCAAAUGCUUUUAAUCGAAUAG